AUGAACUUUGCCGUGGGCUUCAAGCCGAUGCUGGGGACUUCACAGAGCAUGGAUAACCUGGAGAAGCAGCUUAUCUGCCCCAUCUGUUUGGAGAUGUUCACCAAACCAGUGGUCAUCCUGCCCUGCCAACACAACCUCUGUCGUAAGUGUGCCAACGACAUUUUUCAGGCCUCCAACCCCUUGUGGCAAUCUCGUGGAUCUACUUCAGUGUCCUCAGGAGGCCGAUUCCGGUGCCCAUCCUGUAGGCAUGAAGUGGUGCUGGACCGGCAUGGAGUUUAUGGCCUGCAACGCAACCUUUUGGUGGAAAACAUAAUUGAUAUCUACAAGCAAGAAUCCUCUCGGCCUCUCCAUGCCAAGGCAGAGCAGCAGCUGAUGUGUGAAGAACAUGAAGAGGAAAAGAUUAACAUAUACUGCUUGACCUGUGAGGUUCCAACCUGCUCUAUGUGCAAAGUCUUUGGAGCCCACAAAGACUGUGAAGUGGCUCCUCUGACCAACGUUUAUAAGCGCCAAAAGGUACAAGGAGUGAUGUUAACUUUAACCUGUGGUGGAAAUAGUACUUUUAAAAUAAUAGCUCACCUGUUCCCUCCCUGGCAGGAUAAUGCUCGGCGACAGAAGCAACAUCUUUGUCUGCGCUUUGACUCUUUGUAUAGCAUCCUGGAGGAACGCAAAAAAGAGCUGUUGCAAGAAAUCGGACGAGAGCAGGAGGAAAAAGUCCAAAGGGUGCGCGGGCUCAUCCGGCAAUAUGGGGACCACCUUGAGGUCUCCUCUAAGCUGGUUGAGUCAGCCAUCCAAUCCAUGGAGGAACCCCAGAUGGCCCUCUAUCUGCAGCAGUCAAAGGAGCUGAUCAAAAAGAUCACAGACAUGUCCAAGGUAUCCAUGAGUAGCCGGCCUGAGUCUGGCUAUGAAAACAUGGACCAUUUCUCUCUCAAUAUAGAUCACGUUGCUGAAAUGCUGAGAACUAUUGAAUUUCAGACAGGUGAGAGUGGCUGGAUUGAAACAUCUUGCUGGAGUGAGGGGAGAGGAUGCAUCCACUGCUGUUCCUUCAUUUGGGUGCCAUUCUCUUUGAGUUUUUCACUAACUUACACAUUACCUGUCUAAGAAGGUAUUUGACACUAAGGAACUGAAACUCUAACUCUUAACUAUGUAGGGUGGAAAAGUCUGUAUCUAAGGAAGAGGGCAUUGAAAUGAAGGAUAUUUGAAGAAUGGAGAAGAAGGAGCCAUGGUAUUAUUGGUGGAUGGGGAUAGAUUGAAUUAUUUAGAUUAUCUCAAAGAGAAUGACCCAAACCAUUUUGAACUUGACUCAACAAAAUCCCUCAGCCUCCUAAGUAGAAAUAGCAUAAAAUGACAAGUCGUUUUUUGGACCAUUCAGUGGUUAAACAUCAGGCAUUUGAAAGCAAGACUGAUGUGUAAUCAGGUAAUUCUGCAGACCCACAACAUUUAUAUAGUUUGGGGUUUGAAGGAAAUUCAUAUUUGGCUCAUGGUGCAAAAAUCAACAGCAACAUCAACCCAAUAAAGAAUUUUGUGACUUGUUCAGACAACAUACCCAAGAAAGCUAAAACCCUAAUGUCUAUAUUUGAACAAGAUAUAAAACUAGCAUAUUAGGCAAAUCCAGAAAAGAGACCAGUAACCAGGUAAUACACGCAGUCCUUAGUGCUGGUGUAUUUGGGAAAAAUAAAACAAAGUUAUUUUACUUUAAACUUUUUUUGUUGUAAAUUUGUAUCACAGUCUCUUUUAAAAGUGAAUUUCUGCAUGUCGUAAAAGGAUAUAAUUGAGCUAGAUAGGAUAUUAAUUUGGACAACAAAUUUACACUAAGACUAAAGGACUUUCUUUAUUCAGAAAGAUUAAAGGAUUUGGUUUCCCUUUUGCUUGUAGCUUAGAGUUGUCUUCUGAAAAAUGUAUUUGGAACAUGUAUGACUUAGGAAGAAAAUCAUACAAAACCUAUACAGUAAUCAAUCAUCAUGUGUGGAAGAGGCGGAUUGCAAAUUCCAGCACUACCGGUUCGCUUUUGCGCACACAUGAUACUUCUGCACAUGCACAGAAGCAUCUGGGUGGGUGGGCGGAGCCUCUCAUCGCCGCCAUUCCUGGUUUGCCUGAUCUGGACCGAAUCAGGAGGAACACACCUCUGAUGUGUGGGGAACUGAAGCAUAUUUUUCAGAGGUCUGUCUACAUAAUGGUAGCGUUCAAAAAGCAUAUUGGAAAAUCUGUGUUUAGAGAUUCAAGAUAGAUGAAUAACACAAAGUUGUCAUUUUCACAUAUGCCUGCUUCCCACCCCUACCCUGCUUGCCUUUCAGAUAUUUCUGGAGAGG
Thamnophis sirtalis is the source of this 2306-nucleotide messenger RNA. NCBI's taxonomy places the organism in Eukaryota, Metazoa, Chordata, Lepidosauria, Squamata, Natricidae. The record is from RefSeq and is a predicted model, not a curated record.